AUGAAGCAGUCUCUUAUUACUUCCCUCGUCGCCCUUGCGGCCUCCUCUGGCGUUCAAGCCACUGAGAGCUUGAUCAGCGUCCCCGUUGGUCUCUGUGCUGGUAUCCUCGGCGAGGCUGAGUGCAAGCAGCAGAGCUCCAACGGCGGCUUGAUCAACGUCCCCGUCAACGCCUGUGUUGGUGCUCUUGGUAAGGCCAAGUGUGACCAGGUCUCCUCCGCCAGCAGCAGCGAUGAGGGUUCUCUGAUCAACGUCCCCAUCAACGUCUGCCUCGCUGUCCUCGGCGAGACUCACUGCCAGCAGAAGUCCGACUCCAACGGUGGUCUUAUCAACAUCCCUGUCAACCUCUGCCUGGCCGUCCUCGGCGAGGCUGACUGCCAGCAGGAGACCGACUCCUCUUCCGGAUCUUCUUCCGGUACUUCUCCCACUGGCUCUUCCGGUAGCUUGAUCAACAUUCCCGUUGGUCUUUGUGCCGGUGUUCUCGGCGAGGCCGAGUGCAAGCAGAAGAGCGCCUCCGCCUCCGGUGGUUUGAUCAACGUCCCCGUCAACGCCUGCGUUGCUGCUCUCGGUAAGGCCAAGUGUGACCAGGUCUCUUCCGCCGGCAACGGUGGCAACGGCGGUGGUCUGAUCAACGUCCCUGUCAACGUCUGCGCUGCUGUCCUCGGUGAGGCUGAAUGCCAGCAGAGCUCCAGCUCCAACGGUGGUCUCAUCAACAUCCCUGUCGACCUGUGUCUGGCCGUCCUCGGCGAGGCUGAGUGCAACCAGGGCUCCGCCACCACCACCGCUCCCGCUUCUUCCUCCACCCCCUGUGACACCAUCACCAGCGAGCACAUCGGCAGCACUGUCAUCCCCGGCGCUUCUGAGACUCCCUCCGCCGUUGCUCCUACCGCUGCUUCCUCCACCCCCUGUGACACCAUCACCAGCGAGGAGAUCUCCAGCACUGUGAUCCCCGGUGCCCCAGCUCCCUCCGGCUCUGCUCCUUCCGGUGCUGCUCCCUCCGUUACUGCUCCCUCCGGCCCCGCUGGUCCUUCCGGUGUUGCUCCCUCCGGUGCUUCCUCCACCCCCUGUGAGACCAUCACCAGCGAGGAGGUCUCCAGCACUGUGAUCCCGGGUGCCCCCGCUCCUUCCGGUGCUGCUCCCUCCGUUACUGCUCCCUCCGGUCCCGCUGGUCCUUCCGGUGUUGCUCCCUCCGGUGCUUCCUCCACCCCCUGUGAGACCAUCACCAGCGAGGAGGUCUCCAGCACUGUGAUCCCGGGUGCCCCCGCUCCUUCCGGUGCUGCUCCCUCCGUUACUGCUCCCUCCGGUCCCGCUGGUCCUUCCGGUGUUGCUCCCUCCGGUGCUUCCUCCACCCCCUGUGAGACCAUCACCAGCGAGGAGGUCUCCAGCACUGUGAUCCCCGGUGUCCCCGCUCCCUCCGGCUCCGCUCCCUCCAGCUCUGCUGGUCCUUCCGGUGUUGCUCCCUCCGGUGCUUCCUCCACCCCCUGUGAGACUAUCACUAGCGCUGAGGUCUCCAGCACUGUGAUCCCCGGUGUCCCCGCUCCCUCCGGCUCUGCUCCCUCCAGCUCUGCUGGUCCUUCCGGCUGGUCCCCCGUCUCCUCCGGCGUGCCCCACCCCACUGCCCCCGCCUCCUCCUUGUCCACCCCCUACGUGGUUAGCACUGUCAAGGUCUGCAACGCCGCCUGCUCCUCUUCCAUGUCUCUCACGAAGCCCGCCACCAAGCCCGCCUCCACCGGCUUCGUUGCCCACACCUCUGCCCCUAGUUCUAGCGCCGGUGCCUCCUCCACUGGAAGCGUUGCCACCCCCUCCUCCAGCACCGUUCCCUUCAACGCUGCUGGCCGCACCACCGUUUCCGGCCUCGCUGUUGUCUUCGGUGCCCUCUUCGCCGCUGCUAUGCAGUUCUAA
Penicillium canescens is the source of this 1899-nucleotide messenger RNA. RefSeq lists its product as uncharacterized. The coding region runs from base 1 to 1899 and encodes 632 amino acids. NCBI's taxonomy places the organism in Eukaryota, Fungi, Ascomycota, Eurotiomycetes, Eurotiales, Aspergillaceae. The record is from RefSeq and is a predicted model, not a curated record. The transcript is spliced from 2 exons.